AUGGAGGCGCGGGGAGGCGGCGGGGGCGCGGGGCCCGCCUGCGGCUGCAAGGGGAUCCGCCGCUGCCUGCUCUGCCAGGGGCCCGCGCCGGCCGCUCCGCCCCCGCAGGAAAAGGGUAACUUCACUUAUUGUCCAGCAGCAGGUUUAGCAGUAGGAAAUGAAUGCUCAGAGUUUGCUGGCUGGGCAUUUCCAUUUCCUGGCGUGUUCUUGCUGGAGGAGUUUAUAAACCAAGAUGAGGAAUCUCAGAUGGUUCAGCUGAUGGAUCAAGAUGACUGGAAACUAUCACAGUCUGGCCGAAGGAAGCAGGACUAUGGGCCCAAAGUGAACUUCAAGAAAAAGAAGCUGAAAGUUGAUAGUUUCAUUGGCUUGCCCAGUUUUAGCCAGGAGAUUGUGCAGCGAAUGAAGGCUCAUUCUGCGCUAGAGGAUUUCUUUCCUGUUGAGCAGUGUAACCUGGACUAUCUGCCUGAAAGAGGGUCUGCCAUUGACCCACACUUUGAUGACUGGUGGCUUUGGGGGGAGCGACUGGUUAGCUUAAACUUGCUCUCAAAAACUGUGCUGUCCAUGUCCUGUGAUUCGGAGGACAGUCUCCAGUUAUUUGCCACUCUCAGUCAAGGAAGUGGGGAAUCAAAUCACUCUGCCUCAUCUCAAGCUUGUCAGACCCAUGAAUCAAACAACUAUACUCCCACAUCAGCAUGUGAAAAUUUAGACAGUUGGGAUAUUGACUGCUCAUCUCCCCCAAGACUUAUUCCAUACAAAGAAGUUACUGUAGACAUUCUCUUACCUAGGAGAUCCCUGAUUGUGCUGUAUGGAGAUGCACGCUAUAAGUGGAAACAUGCAAUUUACCGCAAGCACAUUGAGCAUCGCCGGAUCUGUGUCACCUUCAGGGAGCUGUCUGCAGAAUUCGCUUUGGGAGGAAAGCAGGAAAAACUGGGUAAAGAGCUCCUCAAAAUAGCCCUGACAUUUCAAGGAAAACCAGUGUGAACAGGGGGAGAAAAUUGGAAUUAUGAGUUGUUGGGAUAUUUGAAAAUUAAAGUUCAGAUUUUUUGCAGUUUAUCACUGUCUUAUUUGGAGAUUGUUUAAGGGCCAUUAUCGGACCAAAUUAUGCAAAAAUACAAAAGCUAGAUCUCAUGGCAAUGUUAUAACAUUGCAGCAGUUGAAGGUGCUUGCUUGUUUUUAAAAUAAGCCUUCCCUUGCAGUAUCAAAACCAAAACCAUUGUAGGAUUAGCUGCUGGAUGAGAAUCAGAAGCUGGCUAUUGUACUUUUGUCUUUACUGUAAUGAAAUGCAAAGUAGUAAACAAAUCACUUUAAAAUAAUCACUUGAAGCUAAGGUGUAAACGAGGAAGGAAACUUAGUUUGUAAGUGAUUUUCAAUUUGACAGUCUGUAUAGUCUAAACAUUACUGUAAAUUGAUCUAUGUUGAUCUUGAUGUUUCAAAUUACUGCAAGCAGAAAAGGGUCUUGUUCUUUAAGCUUUUUGGAUCCUCUUACUGCCUGGACUUUUCUUUUAGGGCUCUAUUUUAAGAAUCCAGGUGCUCUGCCUAAACUAAUAGUGAAUGAAAAAUAAAUGUCCCUUACUAUGGGGCAGAAUGUUUCACACUAUCAUUCUAGGAGCUAGUCACUAACCUUCUGGUUCAAAUUCAGUCCAAGCAAUGGAGCAGAUUCCAAACUUUACUUGUCAAGGCUCAGUUUGGAGACACUGCUUUUAGAGCUGCACUGUUCCUUAGGAACAUAAUCUUCUUGUUUGCAUCGGCUAGUUCCUUUAAAAGCCAGCGCUCCAGGGGAGGAGCAUAAGUAUCUACCCAUAGAUAAUACAAUACGCACAGAACUAAUUGAAGUAAUUUUGCCUUUACUGAAAAUAUUAACGGUCAUUGUGAGAAUUAAUCAUAUAUAAGUGUAUGACCUACAUCUUCUGGGAUUUCAGAGCGACGGAGCAACAUUUGCAGUGGGCUGUUUUCAAAGACAGUUCAGACAUCUUCAGUAUCUGAACUCUAAGUAGGUUGUGUUCUUUUCUGAGCAUAUGUAAUCUCUGACCUGCCAUUAAUUCACAGUUAUAAAAAUAUGUUUUUAAGAACAAGCAAAGAGGCAGACUACAGCAUGAAUCCUUUCCUGUAACUUCCAACAAAGGCUCAGGUUUGUGUCACUCCAUGUAGGAGAUUUGAGAAGUCAGCUGUGGCAGAAGCUAGUUUCUUCAUGUAGUAAGUCUUAGGCUUCAGCCACUUCUAUUAAAGAAAAAAAAAUUACUCACUACAAACAACUGACACAAAUAGAAAAAGCAUUGAGUUAUCUGAUAUUUUAAUCACAUUGAGUUUUACAUACACAAAACACAGGGCUGAUCAUAAUUGCAGACAAAAUGAACCAGUUUCAGUUUAGUCAAAUAUUUAAAUGCAAAUGCACAAAUAGCAACAUAUUAAUUCUUACAUUCAUUAGCAAGUAUUAAAUGUACAUCGUGUCACACCCGUGACUCCCGCAUAAGCCUUGAAACCAUGAGCUGCUAUUCAGAUUUGCUGACAGCAAAGCAUUCCCUUCACACAGUUAAAGCAUUCCCUCGCUCUGCAGGAAACAAUAUACUGUGACAGGGAAGAUCUGUCACGGCAGGACAAUUCUUUGUGCCCGAUACUACUAUAAAAAUGCAACGUGCAUGAGACUUGUUUACUACAGCCACAUGUCUAUUUAAAAAACCAAACAAACACACACACCCCCUCUCCCAUAGGCUACAAGCUUUUUGGUCCAAUCAGAAAGCAGGAUUGUGUGUAACUUGUACUCUUAAGCUAAAGACCCCCCCAACUUUUUCUGGUAAAUGUACCAGUUCAUUCUAACCUCUUUUGUACUGCUAGCACCUACGUCCUAUUACUCAGUUGCAUAGCAUGCUCUGUUGCAAGAUGAGUCUUGGAGUGCUCCCAACUACAUCUCAAUUCAGUGCAUGUCCAAUUGACUGUAAGGAAGGCAGUGGCAGAAUCCUGGAGCGCAGUACCAUGGUUCAGUGAGUUAGAAAGCCUUGAGAACCACAGUUGUAUAUGUAACAAUACUUUGGAACCAUGGUCCUAAAUCAUCCUGUUUGCUGUUAGUUUACUAAGCGACAGUAGACAGAGUAUUUAAAUUAGUGUUUGGUCCUUAUAUUUCAGUCAUUAAACAUUCUUCAUUUAACUUACGCUCUGUGCUCUCACUCCACUGCUAAAAUAUUCGAUGUGCUGGUUGUUUUAAUCUCAAGGUACCAGAUUGUUUCAUGGAGAACAGAAUUCCAUAACAAGAAGAUUAAUUGUAGUGCAUACUUUGGCUCACGCUGUACUAUGUGUUUCUUGGCUGUGUUUUCAGCCCUGUACAAUCUAAAUGAAGACAGUCCCUGCCCUGAGGAAAACAGACUAGAGAGACUCAGAAUGAACUAACCUUUAAAAAAUGUAUGCUGUUAUAUUCUGAACUAUAAACUAAAGGGUUUUAUACUAUGUAUUUUAGAGAGGCUGAAGUUUAAUUUGGUAACGGCUUCUUGCUGCAUCUUAGUGCAUACUUUUCCUAGGUAAACAUUGACAUGAGCACCUGUUUAAGGAGCUCCUGAAUGCAAUACUUGUAAACCUGGCAUUUCAUGCUGCUAUGGCAUCGGUAACACACAUGGUGGCUCUGUUUUGAUUUGUGAAAAGCAUCUGCACGUUCUCUCCUGAAAAGGCAGAAUGGCAGCAUUGUAAAGACAUGAAUAGUUGUUCUGGAUUAUCAAAUAUUGUAGAGAUCUGUGGAAGGUAUAAAGAGGUUUUUAAUCUGUAACUAGUAGCUGCUAAGAAGAGUUUGGGGCUUCUUUGCUAAUGCAGUUAAUGUAAUACAUUUAAACUAUUCGAGUUCAAUGCAACAGUAACUCCCAUCAGAGCAGUAUAAAUUUAACCUAGAUUAGUGCUUGUAAACACAUUUCAAAAACAGGCUCCUUCUCAAAAAUCAGAUUUAUCAAAUUGACUUGCAUCCCGUACAUUUUAUAAAGGGGGAGCCUACCAUAUUUGGUCAAAAUUAAUUAAAUUAGGUCAACAUCCUAAUGUACUAUUAUAUUUUCUUUGUCCAUACAGGACACUGGAUGACUCAGUCUAGCCUUCAAAAAUAUAGUCUUAAACAGCAUGACAGUGUAAAGACCACUGUACUUUAGAAAAUCUAGAUCCAGUUUCACAUAGGAUGGGUUCUUAUUAUUCACACAUCUAGAUACAGUCUAGGAUAUAUAUGUAUUCCAUAAAAUACUCCAUGCAUAGGUAAAGCAAGACUGGAACAGGAACUAGGUGGAAAAAGCCCCACAGCCUUCAAAAGUUUUCUCCUGGCACUUAAAUUAUUCAACAUUUUGUUCUCGGUAUCAGCUGUUACAAUCAAAGCAAAGGUGAGCUUUGAACUGUAUGUACAGAUAUUAAUGGAGAUGUUUGCUAUAUUCAGAUGGUUAUCAAAUGAUUUAGAGUAUUAACUUUGAAGUGGACACAAAGGAGAUUGAUGGUGAGAAGUUAAUUAGAAAAUAAAUGGGCUGGUCUGAUUGUUCAGGCACUUGGGGAUAGAACUGGUUUCUUUGUUUCUCUGGCUGCAAGGAAUCGGAGGGGAGGGGUUUGUGGCAGUGGUACAAAGCUUGGAGGAUAGGGAAGGUAUGAAAUGGGGAAUGUUGAGGGUAUGAGAAUUUAAAAUCCAGGAUGUAGGAGAGAGAGGGGGAGAGAAGAGGGUGGAUGUCCUGAAAUACUGGAAAAUAUUGGACAAGGAGCUUAGGCUCCAGUCCUGCAAUGUACAUUGCAUGGCAGCCUAUUGUGCUUUCAUGGCGCUCUAGUGACGUCAAUAGGGCUUCACACAGACACAGCCUCCAUCUGUGUGUUGUAAAUUGCAGGGUCAGAGCUUAAGGAUACAUUGCUAAAGUCACAAAGUCAAGCACACUAACUCUGUGGUGGUGUGCAUUCUACCUUCCCACAUAUUACUACCGCCUACUGUAAAAUGCAUGCCAUACCUUAAUUCAUCCACUGUGUUUAAGGCAUCUUUAUCAUAGGAACAUAGGAAUUAUAAGACUGGAUCAGAUUGAGGUCCAUCUGUAUCUUGUCUCUGAGAGAACCUCCACCAGAUGCCUCAGAGGAAGAUGCCAGCACCCAUAGUAGGCAGAUGUGGUCUGCCCCCACACAAGUCUCAUCCAAAUCCCCAAGAAUCAGAUUGGCUCCAACCUUGCAUCUGGAGUUUUUAUCCCUUCCAAAACUCUGUUUGUAUCUUGACUGUGAUUUUAAGUGAGCAGCCUUGGGCCCCAACCCUUCCAGUACAUACAGACGAGUUCAGCGGGCGUACUCAUUUGCUUAAAGAUAUUCAAAUGUUUGCAAAAUCAAAACUUUGAUGCUGCAUUACUGUGGUCUGGUGCCUUUCCUUUCCUGACAAAUAAUUUGUAUUUGUCUUUUACUAUUAUUGUGAUGCAGUCUAAAGGGGAAGGUGACCGUUUACACUAAUAUGGUCACCAUUGUUGCAAAAUUGUAAUAAAUCUUGUACAAAGAGUGCCUUGUAAGGGAUCAAUUAAAAGGUCAUAAUUUGCUGAAACUCAUUGUCCUGUUUGAAUGUAUCAUCGUUAUAUAUGAAGUUAUGAAAAGCUGAGAUAUAUUUGUAACUCAAACAUGUUGUGAGAUUGAGCAACACCCACAGGUUAGCUCUUCAGAAUGACAAAGAAGCUGUAAAUAAGGGUAAAGACACCUCAGAUGGCAUGUGUGCAGGAAGGGGCAAGCAAAGAUUUGAAAUUCAUAUGAGGAACUGAGGGCAAAGCACUUCUGCCAUGGAACUGCUCGACCCCUUGAGACAGCCAGGAUUUUUCCAGCAAACAAAGGAUCAAGAUAUAAAAGGAGAGAACAAAGGUUCCUGGCCACCUCUCUCCUACCCCAUCUCUGGAUGGUGAAUUCUGAUUGGGGAAGUUUUAAACGAAAGGACUGAGGUCCUAAAGCUACUUGGGCAACCCAGAGAGACUUAUAGGAAACUAGCAGAUUUAACAUGCAUGCUAACAUUUUGGACUACAUUCUCUGAUCCAACAGUAAUAUGUUUUACCUGUCAACCUUUUAAUAAAUCAUUUCUUCUCUUAGUUAAUAAAUCUUUAGUUAAUUUA
This is a messenger RNA of Gopherus evgoodei (Goodes thornscrub tortoise), 6065 nucleotides long. RefSeq names its product alkB homolog 4, lysine demethylase (gene ALKBH4). The record is from RefSeq and is a predicted model, not a curated record. Gene Ontology annotation, molecular function: demethylase activity; actin binding; oxidoreductase activity. NCBI's taxonomy places the organism in Eukaryota, Metazoa, Chordata, Testudines, Testudinidae. Bases 1 to 981 code for a protein of 326 amino acids. Gene Ontology annotation, cellular component: midbody; contractile ring. The transcript has 3 exons. Gene Ontology annotation, biological process: actomyosin structure organization; protein demethylation; oxidative demethylation.